This is a messenger RNA of Metarhizium acridum CQMa 102, 630 nucleotides long. RefSeq lists its product as uncharacterized. Gene Ontology annotation, biological process: carbohydrate metabolic process. NCBI's taxonomy places the organism in Eukaryota, Fungi, Ascomycota, Sordariomycetes, Hypocreales, Clavicipitaceae. The record is from RefSeq and is a predicted model, not a curated record.
AUGCUCAAGACGAUUCGCCUGUGCAAGGAACACAAUGUCAGAGUGGGCGCGCACCCCGGGCUGCAGGACCUCUUCGGCUUCGGCCGGAGAAAGAUAGAGACUGACCCCGGCGACAUGUAUGCCAUGAUUCUUUACCAAGUCGGUGCUCUCAAGGCCAUGCUGGAUGCCGAGGGCGUCCAGCUGUCCCACAUCAAGCCACACGGCGAACUGUUCUUUUACAUGCAGCGAGACCGGGGCAUAAUGAAGGCCGUCUUGGAAGCCUGCGCUCCGUUCAAAGUCCCCGUUUAUGCCUGCCAAAACCCGGAACAAGAGGCCAUGUGCGCCGAGAUGGGAAUCCCCUUCCAGGGCGAAUUAUACGUCGACAUUGACUAUUCGCCAGAGGGGAAGCUCGUCCCCGUGUCGCAGUCUCAUCCUGUCACGCCGGAAUUGUGUCACGAGCGCGUCGUUGCUGCAACCACGACUGAUACUGGAAGGGACAUUAACGGCACACCGUUUACUUUUGGGUUUGGCGGCAAGCCCUUUAGCAUUUGUCUUCACUCUGACGCACCGACGGUUUUGCAAAACGUCAAGUUGGUGCGUAAGGCCGUGGAUGGAGUCAACAGAAUCAAGUUUUUUAAAAAGGAGAAUUAA